Messenger RNA from Pan troglodytes (chimpanzee), 2296 nucleotides. RefSeq lists its product as uncharacterized. Bases 460 to 1443 code for a protein of 327 amino acids. The transcript has 3 exons. The record is from RefSeq and is a predicted model, not a curated record. NCBI's taxonomy places the organism in Eukaryota, Metazoa, Chordata, Mammalia, Primates, Hominidae.
GUUUCCGGUAAAACUGGUUCCCUAGGCUGCCAGAUCCCUAAGAAAGUUUCUGCGACGCCCCCUUGGCGCCGCCCACGCCCAUGCAGUCUUUGGACUGAAGUGGCUACAACAGCUCUGGAGUUUCUGGGGACUCUUCCUUCUGCCUAUCCUGGGAUGCUCAGUCUUCUCCGUCUCUCAUCUGUUUUUGAAUCCUCAGAACCGCAAUUUUGGCAACGCAUUAGGCUCUGGGAAACACAUAAUCACAAACCAGGAUCAUCAUGUCACUCCUGCCUUUAUCCAUAACCUGCCUCUCCUGGAUUCUCCAUAAUAUUAAAUGGCAACACCAACCACCCAGUUACCUCAACUAUAAACAAAGCUAGGAGUAAAGUUUCAGGUAUGUCUUUAUCAACAACAUGAAAAUGAACUAAUACAGUAAACUGGUACCAGAAGAGUGAGGUGUUGCUGAAAACAUAUCGGAAAAUGUGGAAGCAACUUUGGAAGUGGGUAACAGGCAGAGGUUGGAAGAGUUUGGAGGGCUCAGAAGAAGACAGAAAUGUUUGGGAAAGUUUGGAACUUUUUAGAGACUUGUUGAGUGGCUUUGCCCAAAAUACUGAUAGCGAUAUGGACAUUAAGGUCCAGGCUGAGGUGGUCUCAGAUGCAGAUGAGGAACUUGUUGGGAACUGGAGCAAAGGUGACUCCUGUUACAUUUUAGCAAAGAGACUGGUGGCAUUUUGCCCCUGCUCUAGAGAUUUGUGGAACUUUAACCUUGAGAGAGAUGAUUUAGGGUAUUUGGUGGAAGAAAUUUCUAAGCAGGAAAGUAUUCAAGAGGUGACUUGGGUACUACUAAAGGCAUUCAGUUUUAUAAGGGAAGCAGAGCAUAAAAGUUCAGAAAAAUUGCAGCCUGACAAUGUGAUAGAAAAGAAAAAACCAUUUUCUGGGGAGAAAUUCAAGCUGGCUGCAGAAAUUUGCAUAAGUAGCAAGGAGCCUAAUGUUAAUCCCCAAGACCACGGGGAAAAUGUCUCCAUGUCAGAGACCUCCAGGCCAUGUCAGAGACCAUCACAGACCCAAAGGCCCAGGAGGAAAAAGUGGUUUUCUGGGCCAAGCCCAGGGUCCCUGUGCUGUAUGCAGCCUAAGGACUUGAUACUUUGUGUCACAGCCUCUCCAGCCAUGGCUGAAAGGGGCCAAUGUAGAGCUCGGGCUGUGGCUUCAGAGGAUGAAGCCCCAAGCCUUGGCAGCUUCCACAUGUUGUUGAGUCUGUGGGUGUACAGAAGUCAAGAAUUGAGAUUUGGGAACCUCUGCUUAGAUUUCAGAAGAUGUAUGGAAACACCUCGAUGCCCAGGCAAAAGUUUGUUGCAGGGGCAGGGCCCUCAUGGAGAACCUCUACUAGGGCAGCGUGGAAGAGAAAUAUGGGGUUGGAGGUCCCACACAGAGUCCCUACUGGGGCACUGCCUAGUGGAGCUGUGAGAAGAGGGCCACCAUCCUCCAGACCCCAGAAAGGUAGAUCCACCAACAGUUUGCACCGUGCACCUGGAAAAGCCACAGACACUCAACGCCAGCCUGUGAAAGCAGCCAGGAGGGAGGUUGUACCCUGCAAAGCCACAGGACCAGAGCUGCCCAAGACCGUGGGAACCCACCUCUUGCAUCAGUGUGACCUGGAUGUGAGACAUGGAGUCAAAGGAGAUGAUUUUGGAGCUUUAACAUUUGACUGCCCCACUGUAUUUUGGACUUGCGUGGGCCCUGUAACCCCUUUGUUUUGGCCAAUUUCUCCCACUUGGAAUGGCUGUGUUUAUCCAAUACCUGUACCCCCAUUGUAUCUAGGAAGUAACUAGCUUGCUUUUGAUUUUACAGGCUCAUAGGCAUAAGGGACUUGCCUUGUCUCAGAUGAGACUUCGGACUGUGGACUUUUGGGUUAAUGCUGAAAUGAGUUAAGACUUCGGGGGACUGUUGGGAAGGCAUGACUGAUUUUGAAAUGUGAGGACAUGAGAUUUGGAGGGGCCAGGGGCAGAAUGAUAUUGUUUUACUGUGUCUCCACCCACAUCUCAACUCGAAUUUUAUCUCUCAGAAUUCUCAUGUAUUGUGGGAGGGACCCCAGAGGAGGUAAUUGAAUCAUGGGGGCUGGUUUUUCCUUUGGUAUUCUUGUGAUAGUGAAUAAGUUUCACAAGAUCUGAUGGGUUUAUUGGGGGUUUCCACUUUUGCUUCUUCCUCAGUUUUCUCUUGCCGCUGCCAUUUAAGAAGUGCCUUUCGCCUCCUGCCAUGAUUCUGAGGCCACCCCAGCCACGUGGAACUGUAAGUCCAAUUAAACGUCUGUUUGUUCCCA